Fopius arisanus is the source of this 1637-nucleotide messenger RNA. It is a transcript of the gene La, whose product is annotated as La autoantigen-like. The record is from RefSeq and is a predicted model, not a curated record. Bases 146 to 1429 code for a protein of 427 amino acids. Gene Ontology annotation, biological process: tRNA processing. Gene Ontology annotation, molecular function: mRNA binding. Lineage: Eukaryota; Metazoa; Arthropoda; Insecta; Hymenoptera; Braconidae. Gene Ontology annotation, cellular component: ribonucleoprotein complex; nucleus. The transcript is spliced from 6 exons.
CGUUGCAUUUCUUUCGAGUCAGUACAGACGUGAGCCUCACCACGUGUUUACGAGGUUGAAAAAACAGUAUAAAUUCCGUGAGGUUUUAAUUCUGAAGCGUCACAUCGUUCCGUAUAUUUUUCGAGUACAAAUAAUUAGAUUGAUAAUGGAGAACGGUAAUAAGGAGGCGAAAGAGGUGACUGCAGAGGAGAAACAAGAUGUUGCGCCGGAGAAGCCGCUGGACGAGACCAAAUCUCAAAACGAGGGCAAAAAAGAAACGAUGGACAUUGAAGAGGAGAAAAUUGAGGAGGAGGCUGAGAAACCCGAUGAAACCCCCGAGGAAGUCACACCAGAGCUCCUCCAGAAAAUCAAAUCACAGGUUGAGUUUUACUUCGGUGAUGUCAACAUGGCUCGUGACAGGUUCCUCAUUGAGCAAGGGAAGCUUGAUGAAGGAUGGAUUCCAAUGAGCAUAAUGCUGAAAUUCAAAGCCCUGGCAUCCCUCAGUCAAAAUGUGGAGACAAUCCUGAAGGCAAUCGAGGACAGUGAACUCAUGGAGAUCUCCGAGAACAGGAAGCAAAUCAGACGCAGUACAGAUAAACCCUUACCUGUUUAUGAUGAGGCCUACAAACAGGCACAGUCAGAGAGGACGGUUUACUGCAAGGGCUUCCCGAAGGAGGGAAAGAUGACUGUACAAGUCCUCAAGGAUUUCUUCAAAGAUUUUGAGCCCAAUGAGAAUAUUGUUGUAAGAAGAUGGACUGAUAAAAAGACGAAGGAACAAUUCUUCAAGGGUUCAAUAUUCGUCCAAUUUACGACUCUAGAUGGUGCCAAAGCUUUCAUGGCUAGAGAUUCUGUAAAAUACGAAGACACUGAGCUGAUCAGGAUGUUCCUGAGUGAUUACCUGGCGGAGAAGGCUAAGGAACGUGGAGAGGGCAGGUCCUCCAAGAAAGAUGGAAAAGCCAAGAGCAAUGAGAAGGAGGGAGACUCAGUAGAGGCAGAAGAGACUGAAGACGUAUCUGGAUUUCCGAAAGGCGCAGUUCUAGGGUUCAAGGAGGCCGAUGAAAACGUUAACCGGGAGACGAUCAAAAAGGCCAUCAGUAACAUCUCAUACAACUUCUCAGAUCAAAUAGCUUACGUUGAUUAUGAGAAGGGAAAUAAAGACGGGUUAAUACGAUUCCAAGGAGAAGGCACUGCCCAGAAGCUUCUCAAGAAACUCGAAGGCUCCAGGCUUACACUUGGAGAUUGUAAAUUAGAAUGUUGGGUUCUGGAGGGCGAGGAGGAGGAACGGUACCUGAAGAAAGUCAAGGAACAGAUGUUGCAGAAAAAGCAGCAAAUUAAAAACAGCAAACGUGGUCGUGCAAAGAGAGGACGGGGUGGAAGUCCCAGGGGUGGAAAGAGGCGUGGAAGUCCCACCCGUGACACACCACCAGAGAAAACAGUCAAGACUUCAUAAGUUACUUUUGUAAGUUUUUGUUAACUGUAACAAAUCAUUUUCUUUAUCAUUCUCGCUCUUACAUUUUCGUUAUGCUCCUUGGUUGUGGAAACCAAGCCCCUGUUCUAUAUUUUUUACUCAGGAUUUGAAUACCAUUAUCUUAAGAACAUUGACAGAAUCGAGAGAAUAUGUAUAACCCAGUUUAAUUAAAAUUCAUGAGCUUCAUAAA